Molecule: messenger RNA, 1284 nt
Organism: Zygotorulaspora mrakii
Lineage: Eukaryota; Fungi; Ascomycota; Saccharomycetes; Saccharomycetales; Saccharomycetaceae
Gene: TIM44
Product: protein translocase subunit TIM44
Exons: 1
Coding region: 1-1284 (427 amino acids)
Biological process (GO): protein import into mitochondrial matrix
Cellular component (GO): mitochondrial inner membrane
Molecular function (GO): protein-folding chaperone binding
Source: RefSeq, a predicted model, not a curated record
AUGCAGGGCAGGGCAAUAAGGCAAAAUAAGAGUACAAUGAUCAUUUUCGGUCGUGCCAUACAAGAGUCCGUACCAGUAGGGGCUUACCGCGUUCCGUUUUCUACGUGCACUAGGUCUCUGCAAGGUCAACGAUCUCCCAUCGAUAUAUUUCGUGACACUUUUAAAAAGGAAUGGAAGAAAUCUCAAGAGCUGCAGGAUAAUAUAAGAACAUUACAGGAUGCCUCUGGAAGACUUGGUGAAUCUGAGGCGUAUAAGAAGGCCAGAGAAGCGUAUGCUAGAGCACAGAAAGGAUCCACCAUUGUCGGUAAAACGUUGAAAAAGACAGGUGAAACCAUGGAAACAAUCGCUACGAAGGCAUGGGAAUCUGAUAUCGGUAAGAACACCAGAAAAGCAGCCACAGUUGCUGCUAAAAAGAUAGAUGAAAGCUUCGAGCCAGUGAGACAGACCAAAAUUUAUAAAGACGUCUCUGAAGUUAUUGAUGAUGGCGACAGUUCUCGUUACGGUGGAUUCAUCACGAAGGAACAAAGAAGACUCAAACGUGAACGUGACUUAGCCUCUGGUAAGAGAACUAGAGCAGUCAAAAGUAAUGAAGAUGCGGGAACCGCUCUAGUCGCAACCAACAUUGAAGCCAAAGAAUCAUUUGGAAAGAGAGUUGAAGAUUUCAAGGAAAAGACUUUACUCGGACGUGCAAUUCAACGUCUGAAAAGCGCAUUUUGGGACGAGAGCGGCAAUCCAUUCAUUGUAUUUUUGCGUAAGAUAACAGGAAAGAUUGGUGGAUUUUUUGCUGAAACUGAAGCUGCUCGUGUCCUUGGUCAAUUUAAACUUAUGGAUUCAACUUUCAAUAAUGAAGGCUUCACCCAACAUCUGAGGAACUAUAUCAUACCCGAAGUUUUAGAAGCUUAUGUUAAAGGGGAUCAGAAAAUUUUGAAAAAAUGGUUCAGCGAGGCACCAUUCAAUGUCUACUCUGCUCAACAAAAGGUCUUUAGAGAUCAGCAGCUCUUUGCCGAUGGUCGUAUUUUAGAUAUCAGAGGUGUUGAAAUUGUCAGCGCAAAGAUGUUGCCCCCUCAAGAUUUACCGGUAUUAGUCGUUGGUUGCAGAGCACAAGAAAUUCAUUUAUACAGAAAGGCAAAAACAGGAGAGGUUGCCGCUGGCCAUGAAUCAAAUAUUUUGAUGAGUUCCUAUGCUAUGGUUUUCACAAGAGACCCUGAACAAAUCGAUGAUGAAGAGACUGAAGGAUGGAAAAUUUUGGAGUUUGUCCGUGGUGGAUCAAGGCAAUUCACCUGA